GGAGAAAUGCCGAUUCGUAUACCCCAGAGCCUGACAGAUAGCCAUACCAGUUUGAAAUUCAUAUCCGUUGGUUAUGACCUAACAGUCCGGUACGGGCAGCCAAAACAGCGAUAGGUGUCACAUUUACUCGGGGAGUACUACUGCCCCGAUUCACGUUUUGUUUGGAGCUUUGUCUUGUGUAUGGCUAGUAAGGAUUGACAAAAAGCAAUGCAUUAUUUGUGUGACAGAUGGGCUAUUGUGUGAAAUCUACGACUCACCACCAACAUGACCUCCAGCGUCACACGUAGGGUAGUGCGUACGGGUGGGAGUUGUCUGGUGAAACGCAUUGUUGUGUUGGGGGACGAGUCGUCCGUAGUGCUGCUGCUGUUGCUGCUGCAAUUUGCUCCUUGUCGACUGUGGCUAGCGAGUACUCUAGCCUAUGAAUGGUCCACAAAGCAAUUAACUGUGUGUUCUCUGUAGAAUUUCAUAUCGGAACUUUACAGGCUCCAAGAAGGCCUCUUUCUAUUUUAUUAGCAACUGAAAAGAGCCCAGUAUCGCCCGUUGGAUGAGAAGAGUGUGUACGGAAUUAGAGCCACUUAGCAGGCCUUAUCGCCAUUGCUUUGUAAGGCUGCUGGCUAGCUACCGUCUUCUUCAGCUGGCAAAACAGUUCGUGCAUCCGAGCAACACGGAGCAUCAAAAUGAAGAAGAAAGCUCGGCAGCACCGUGUUGCGGUGCCGCAGAGGCCGCCAUCUCCCAUCAAGCCUUCCCCCAACAAGCAGAUCUUGACUUACGCCCAGGCGCAACGCAUGGUAGAGUUCGAGAUUGACGGCCGCAUUCAUCGGCUCAGCAUAUACGACAAGCUGGACGUGAUCUCAGAUGAUGACCCCAUGGUGCAGGAGAUGAUGGAGUGCACCAGCAAUAAAGAGAAUGCUGAGAAACCACAGCAGCAGGUCCUCCUAAGGUCAGUGAGACUAAAAAACAACCAGGAGAAGAGAAACGCUGCACUGGGCAUCACUAGUCAUGGAGAAGGAACUGGGCAUCAUGCCGGUGGUAAUGCCAGUCCAAAGCUUCCAGAGCCUAAGUUCCGUACAGUGGAAUAUAACCUUCCAGCAGUUCCGAAGCGUCCAGCCACUUUUUAUAAAUACACAGAGAAAACAGAGGAAGAGUUGGAUGAGGAAACAGAAUAUGACAUGGAUGAGGAAGAUUACGCCUGGCUAGAUUUGGUCAAUGAAAAACGGCGAAGCGAAGGGGUCAGUCAGGUCUCACACAAUGUUUUUGAGUUCCUUGUUGAUCGCUUUGAGAAAGAACUGUACCUGGAGAGCCUGGAUCAAGGCAGUGAAAAGCAAGCUUCCAUUGAUGAGGAUGCCGUCUGCUGCAUCUGCAUGGAUGGCGAGUGUCACAACAGCAACGCUAUUUUAUUUUGUGAUAUGUGCAACGUGGCUGUGCAUCAAGAAUGUUAUGGCGUGCCCUAUAUUCCCGAGGGCCAGUGGCUGUGCAGACACUGCCUCCAGUCACCCACUCAGCCUGCAGACUGCAUUCUUUGUCCCAACAAGGGUGGAGCAGUGAAGAAGACUGAUGAUGACCGCUGGGGUCAUGUGGUGUGUGCGCUCUGGGUCCCUGAGGUGGGCUUCUCCAAUACCACCUUCAUUGAACCCAUUGAUGGUGUCAGCCACAUUCCUCCAGCCCGCUGGAAGCUCACCUGUUACCUCUGCAAGGAGAAAGGUGUUGGGGCAUGCAUCCAGUGCCACAAAGCCAACUGUUACACGGCCUUCCAUGUCAGCUGUGCCCAAAAUGCUGGCCUCUUUAUGAAGAUGGAACCAUUCAGAGAGGUAACAGAAACAGGAGAACCCACCUUCUCUGUGAAAAAGACAGCUUACUGUGGAGCUCACACACCUAAUGGGUGUGUAAGGAGGCCUCUAACAAUCUAUGAUGAUGCUAAACCCAAAAAUGGAAUAUGUAAGAAAGUAGACAAAGGGAGAGCUGCUCGUAAAGGACAGUCAAAAGGAAAGCAAAAGAAGAAGAGUAAGAAUAAGAAGCCUGAGCCUGAAGUUGAAAGUGAAGCUGCAACCCCUGCUACUGUGCCUACUUUUCCUGCUCACAGGUUACAAACCAUUCUGAACCAGGUGUCAGUCCAGAAGAAGAAAGCAUUUGUGGAGCUGGUCCUAAAUUACUGGACACUAAAGAGGCAGUCCAGGAAUGGGCUUCCCCUCAUCAGACGCCUUCAAACAAGCCUUCAGUCUCAGAAGAAUGCGCAACCGGUUUGUUCAUCUAGGCAGAGUGAGGAGGAGAGUAGGGCAUUAAAGGACCAGUUGAAGGAAUGGCACCGUCUCCGACACGACCUGGAGCGAGCCCGGCUGCUGCUGGAAUUAAUCCGCAAGAGGGAGAAGCUCAAGAGGGAAGAGAUUAAGCUGCAGGAGACCCUCCUAGAGAUGCAGCUGACUCCUUUCAGUAUUUUGCUCAGAGCUCUCUUGGACCAACUUCAGGCAAAAGACCAGGCCAGGAUCUUUGCCCAGCCGGUUGAUGUUAAUGAGGUGCCUGACUACCUCGAUCACAUCAAGCACCCAAUGGACUUCUCCACCAUGAGGCAGCGCAUUGAUGCCCAGGGCUACAACAAUUUUGAGCAGUUUGAGAAUGACUUCAACCUCAUUAUUGAAAAUUGCAUGAAGUAUAACUCAAAGGACACCUAUUUCUACCGGGCUUCUGUUCGCCUCCGAGAUCAGGGUGGGGCCCUGCUGAGAAAGGCACGGCGUGAUGUAGAGAAAAUCGGCUUUGACGUGGAAAGCGGCAUGCAUCUGGCCGAGGCUCCAGAAAUCAAAGCACAACCAUCCUUUUCUUGGGAGGACGUGGACCGCCUACUUGUACCAGCCAAUCGGGAGCAUCUGUCUCUGGACAAGCAGCUGCAGCAGCUACUGGAGAAGUUUGACCUCACCUGUGCCAUGAAGUCCAGCCCUUCACGUAGCAAGCGUCUAAAGCUACUCAAAAAGACCAUUAACGAUGUUCGCAAUGAAAUGAGCCUAAAAAGAGUUCUACCCUCCCACCACCACUCUUCUUCCUCCACAACUCCUUCCACAUCAGCACCAUCCUCAUCAGCUCCCACCCACCUAGAGAUGGGUAAACCUAAAGAAGAGAGAAUGAAGCCUAUCGGACAUUUUCCAGAUGAUGAGGGAGACAAGUCCCUUCCCCCUAAACUGGAGCCAUCAGACUCCAUACCACCCCUCAUUCAUUCAGACACAGAUUCUGAACCCCCCACCCUCAAGCCAAUUGACGCCGCCCCAGACUGUGAUGACAAGACUCACAGCAAGCAAGUCAAGUUUGAUAGGGAAAUCCCAGACCUGCUCUCUUCUACUCCACGCCUCAACGGCCACUCCUGUGACGGCCUCCAGAACUCGUUGUUGGAUGGAGAUGUGAGUGUGGUGGCCACAUCGACGCUCGCCGAGCCCACGGGAACAGUUAACCGCCGGACCGCCGUGCUCUUCCGCAAAUCGAAGACUUCCAGUCCACACAAGCCCCCGAGGAGCGGAGAGGAGGGGGCUGACAGCGUUGAUAGAAAAGAAGACGAGGAGGAGGAAGAUGAAGACGGUGCACAGCUGGGUUCCAAAUCCUUCCUGUCAGUGGUAAUACCCAGGCUGGAAACGCUACUUCACAGCAAGAAGAGGAAGCACAGUGGCAGCAGAGAGCGCAAGGAGGAAGGGGGAGGGGAGGGAGACCAUGAAGAGGAGGGAGAGUCUCCUGUGAAACGAUUUGACACUGGUCUCUCAAGUGGUUUUCUGGAAGAGGAGGAGAAGGAGCUAGAAGAGCCCAGUAGAACCAGUAGACCUGUGGAGCCACGAAGACGCUGUGCCUCUGAGUCCUCCAUCUCCUCAUGUAGCAGUCUGCCAGGAAGCACCAGCACCAUUCUAAGUCUUCCAAAAUGUGGGAAGGGAAAACCUGCCUUGGUCCGGAGAAACACUGUGGACGAUAAGAGUGAAUUAAUCGCCUGCAUUGAAACCGGGAAUUUUGCAAAAGCAGCACGAAUUGCUGCUGAGGUUGGCAACAGCAAUAUCUGGAUGCCCGCUAGUGCUGCAACAGUUGCAUUGGAACCCCUAAAGCUAGUUUGGGCCAAAUGUAGUGGAUACCCUUCCUACCCAGCCUUGAUCAUCGACCCCCACAUGCCGCGUGUAGGCUGCCAACACAAUGGGGUGUCCAUCCCCAUGCCCCCCAUGGAUGUGCUACGCAUCGGAGAACAGAUGCAGUACAAAGCCGAAGAGAAACUCUACCUCGUCCUCUUCUUCGACAACAAGCGUAGCUGGCAGUGGCUUCCUAGAUCCAAGAUGGUUCCCCUGGGGAUGGACAAGACCAUAGACAAGAUCAAAAUGAUGGAGGGCCGCACAUCCAGCAUUCGCAAGGCUGUCCAGAUUGCCUUCAGCCGUGCCAUGAACCACCUAAGCAUAGUGCAGGACGAGCCAGUCAGUGACCUCAGUGAUGUGGAUUGAUGACACGCGCUGGCUCUUUCCCCAACACACACACACAAACUUGUACCUCUCCUGUACCAAAUACCUCCCCCCCCCUCCACCUUUCUGUCUGGGACUCAAAUGUUUACUGGGCACCUUCUGUAACAGGUGGUGUCUGUUCCUCAUCCAUUCCUACUCAUACACACUCCUACCAUGUGCCGAUGGGAUACGGCUGCUGCUGAAUGUGAAUGUGUCUACUUAUCCUCUCCACCUCCAGGCUGGUAACUGUGCUUAGAGACUAGUCCCUUUUUGUCACCCCCACCCUCACUCCACCAAUCACGACUGUCAUUUUCAUCUAACACCUCAAGGCAAAAACCUUAGUGAUUGAUUCCGUACAGUUUGGUAACCUUACCAAGGUCCGUUAUUCUGUCAGUGGCCGAUCAUAAUUUCAGUUACAAGUGACUAAAAAAGAAGCAUCUAGUAUCUGGUAAACCAGCUAAAGUGGAUUAAAAAAAACGUACAUUUCCUGCCUACAUGAGGGCUGUUCAAUUGCAUUGAAUCAGCUGUAGCCAAAGCUUACGUUAAUGUCAAGGUCACAUUUACAUACGGAAGUCAUCUCCAUUUACAAAAUCUUCCUUUGUAUUUAAACUGUAAAUAAUCUGUACAGUUGCCUGACACUAACUUAUUUUGUAGUUUUGACAUAAAUGGGUACUGUAUAGGAGUUUUCUUAGUAUUUAUACUUGAUGCGUUCUUGGCAUUAAGGUGUGAGUGCUAUAUUGCCAGUGCUGUAUGAUCAAGAAGAAUUAAAAAAAAAUUGCAAAAGCCUUAGUAUUAAGGAGAUUAGGGCUAAAAUGUCAUGUUUCUGAAAAGUAUGAAAGUAUUCCCUUUUUCAGUUUUUUUUAAGUUAUUGGAGUUUAUAAUCAUAAGCUUCCAUUUUGGCAUUAAUCUUUUUUGUAUAAAAAUAGUUUUAGUAUAUUUUUGUUCAUAUAUAUUUAUAUGAUUUGAAUACACAGUAAUACAGUAUGUAAGUCUCUGAAGCUCAUACAAGGCAGUCUGAUGUUGUGGACACAGAACAUAUAUUAUUCUCAAGAAACCAAAAAUGUUGCUACCCAGAUGUUUUUUGAUGAUUAAUUUUCUGUGUGAUGUGUGAAAUUGUUGCCAAAAAAGAAAAAAGUGUGUAUUUUUAUGUGAUACAUUUGACUGUUACUUGGUUUUGCUGUAGUCGUAGGGAGAUGUGCCUGCGUUAACUUAUUGUAAAGUAUUUGCAUUACUUUAUAUUCAAGGAAAGACGUGCAAACUGAUUGUGGUAAAGUGGCACAUUUUGUGGUGGAUACUUGCCUUCUUUUUAAGUAACCUUUUUCUAACUUUUUUUUGUAGUUGUAGACUUCAAGACAUUUCAUUUUAUACUAUUGCUUAUUUUUUCUGGGUAGCAUUGGGUAGUUUUGGUAUAUUUCAUUUUGUACUUAACUGUAGUAGUUUUUUAAAUCAGGUCAUACAAAAUAUUGCUGGGACUGUUUU
Messenger RNA from Xiphias gladius (swordfish), 5927 nucleotides. RefSeq names its product bromodomain containing 1a (gene brd1a). Gene Ontology annotation, biological process: regulation of transcription by RNA polymerase II. The record is from RefSeq and is a predicted model, not a curated record. Lineage: Eukaryota; Metazoa; Chordata; Actinopteri; Istiophoriformes; Xiphiidae. The coding region runs from base 678 to 4451 and encodes 1257 amino acids. Gene Ontology annotation, molecular function: protein binding. Gene Ontology annotation, cellular component: MOZ/MORF histone acetyltransferase complex. The transcript is spliced from 13 exons.